AUGCCCGACAAGGAUGCGGGGACACCCCGCGUGUACAUUGCGCGGCAUGGAGAAACCGAAUGGACCAAAUCCGGGCAGUACACGGGCACCACCGAGCUCGAUCUGACCGAGCACGGCGUCACCCAAGUCCAGAGCACAGGUCGCAUUCUGGUCGGCAAGGGCAAAGCCGUCGACCCAUCCCGCAUUGCGCACGUCUACAUCAGUCCAAGGAAAAGAGCCCAGACGACCUUUAACCUGCUCUUCUCUGCGACUGAGUCGGAGUCGUCGGAUUCGGCACUGGAUUCGUCGCGAGUCUCGACGACAGACCGUCUCGCUGAGUGGGAUUAUGGCCUGUACGAGGGCAUGGUCACGAAGCAGAUUCGCGCGUUGCGCAAAGAACAUGGUCUGGAUGUCGACAGGCCGUGGGAUAUCUGGAGGGAUGGGUGCGAGGAUGGAGAAUCCGCACAGCAAGUCACAGACCGCUUGGAUGACCUUAUCAAGGAAAUAAAGGCUAUUCAGGUAAAUCACAUGCAUGACGAGCCUGGACCGGCGGAUAUCGUGCUUGUGGCGCACGGCCAUCUUCUGAGGGCUUUUGUCAAGCGCUGGCUGGGCUAUCCUCUAGAGUUCCCGCUGUCGUUGAUGCUUCCUCCGGGGGGUAUUGGCGUGCUCAGCUACCAGCACCAUAGUAUCGAUGAGCCAGCGCUGUUCGCUGGCAUGGCGUUUCCGAGUUCGUCAUAA
Molecule: messenger RNA, 717 nt
Organism: Talaromyces proteolyticus
Lineage: Eukaryota; Fungi; Ascomycota; Eurotiomycetes; Eurotiales; Trichocomaceae
Product: putative phosphoglycerate mutase
Exons: 4
Coding region: 1-717 (238 amino acids)
Biological process (GO): ribose phosphate biosynthetic process
Molecular function (GO): sedoheptulose-bisphosphatase activity
Source: RefSeq, a predicted model, not a curated record